Peromyscus eremicus (cactus mouse) is the source of this 1335-nucleotide messenger RNA. RefSeq names its product coiled-coil domain containing 103 (gene Dnaaf19). Gene Ontology annotation, biological process: epithelial cilium movement involved in extracellular fluid movement; determination of left/right symmetry; inner dynein arm assembly. The record is from RefSeq and is a predicted model, not a curated record. Gene Ontology annotation, cellular component: outer dynein arm. Lineage: Eukaryota; Metazoa; Chordata; Mammalia; Rodentia; Cricetidae. The coding region runs from base 105 to 818 and encodes 237 amino acids. The transcript has 4 exons.
AGCUGUUGCUAGGCGACAACCGCUGUUGGGAGGGCGAUACACAGGCGUUCUAACAGAUCGGGAAUUUUCCUCCCAAAGAAAACAAGGGCUGCUGGGCCUUAGCCAUGGAAAAGAAUGAUGCAAUCAACUUCAAGACUUUGGAGAAAGAGCUGCAGGCUGCACUUGCUGCUGACGAGAAGUAUAAAAGAGAGAAUGCUGCCAAGUUACGGGCCGUCGAACAAAGAGUGCCUUCCUACGAGGAGUUCAGAGGUAUUGUCCUUGCAUCACACCUGAAACCUCUGGAACAGAAGGACAAGGUGAGAGGAAAAAGAACUGUGCCGUGGAACUGUCACAGUACUAGGGAAAGGACUUUUCAGGAUGUGGCCACUGAAAUACCCCAGGAGAAAUCACCCUUCCAGCCUGCAACCUCUGCCGAGUUUUACCGUGAUUGGCGGCGACACUUAAGAAGUGGGCCAGAGCGCUACCAAGCCCUGCUUCAGCUUGGUGGUCCCGAGCUGGGCCACCUCUUCCAGAAUGAUGUGGGCUUUGGACUUCUCGGGGAGCUGCUGGUGGCACUGGCUGAGCAUGUGAAGCUAAGUGACCGGGCGGCAGUGCUAGGGAUUCUGCACAGCUUGGCCAGCACUGGACGGUUCACCUUGAACCUGAGCCUGCUGAGCCCUGCCGAGCGAGAGGGCUGCCAGCGCUUGUUUGAGAAGUUGCAGGCCAUGGGCACCACCGGGCCCACGCAGGGGGCGCUCAGCGUGGAGGAGCCAUCUGCUGGCCUACCGGGAGAGGAGGAGCUCCUACAGAGGCUGUUAGGGCUGUAUGGGGUCCACUGAUGGGACUGGCUGCCCUCAGCGUUCCCCCGGGGUCUCAGAAAGCGUUUUUAAAAAAGACUGGUUUCAUUUUACGUGUAUGAGUGUUUUGCCUACCUGUAUGUCUGUCCACCGUGUGCGUGCCCAGUGCCUGAGGAGGUCAGAGAGGGUGCAGUUACAGAUGGUUGUAAGCUGCCGUAUGAGUGCCAGAAUCAAACCAACCCCAGUCCUCGGGAAGAGAAACCAGUUCUCUUCACCACUGAGCCAUCUCACCAGCCCCCUAGGAACGCAUUUUGUGGUGGUUGUCUUGGGGUUUCAUAGAAGUAUUGAAAGAAGUGUUGGGAGAAACCCACACCCACUUCCCUUUUCAGGUAGUGGGCUUGCCCACUUCUCCAAGUCAUAAUCUUAUCUAUGUGGAUCCCCAGGAUACCAAGGACCCAAUCGGUUGAGGGUGUUUUGCUACCUACCUUUUGAGUUUGCUAUGUCCCUAUCCUUGAGAGGUGGGUGUGUUUUCAUCUAAAUUCUGGCCACACAGAGCUUC